UUAUAUAACGGCAACCAACCACUUGCAAAGACCUCAUCUUUUUCUUGAAAUACAACAAAUUGCAUUACACAACUUCUUCUUUGUACCAAAGGAUAGUAAAUAAAGGAGCAAUCUUGAUCAAGAAAGUGUUUUGAAAAUUUGGGGGUUUUUGUGUUUUGAGAUUUGAGGUUUUAAUUUGGUGUUUUGGGUAUUUCAAGAAUCAAUUUUUUUUGGAGAAAAAAAAAUGACAAGUAUAGUGGGAAAUCAGAAAGAUCUGAAUUUCAAAGCUACUGAGCUGAGGUUAGGUUUGCCUGGUACAGAAGAUCAAGAAUCUGACCAAGAAAUAUCAAAUUCCAAGAAUAACAACAAAAGGGCUUUGCCUGAAUCAACUCAUGAUGAAGAAGAUUGUGAAUCUAAGUCAAGUUCUGAUCAUGUCAAAACCCCACCUGUUGCCAAGGCACAAAUUGUGGGGUGGCCACCAGUGAGAUCUAACAGGAAAAACAUAAUCCAACCAAAGAAAACAGAAUCUGAAUCUGGAAUGUAUGUCAAAGUUAGCAUGGAUGGUGCCCCUUAUCUAAGAAAAAUUGAUGUGAAAAUGUAUAAAUGUUAUCAAGAACUACUAAAAGCCUUGGAAAACAUGUUCAAACUCACCAUAGGUGAAUACUCAGAAAGAGAAGGCUAUAAAGGGUCUGAAUUUGCCCCUGCUUAUGAAGACAAAGAUGGUGACUUGAUGCUUGUUGGUGAUGUUCCUUGGGAAAUGUUUAUGUCUUCUUGUAAGAGGCUGAGAAUAAUGAAAGGAUCAGAAGCAAGAGGCUUGGGAUGUGGAGUUUAACUUAUAAAUUAUAUAAAUUCCCAAAUAGAACAUUAUGAUGAUGAAGAAGUUUUUUUUUUUCUCUUUUUACAGUAAAAAGAGUCUUUUUUUCACCUUAGGUUCUUGAUUAAAAUGAACCUAAAUAUUGUAAUCAAAACAGUUUUUUCUCUGGACAGAAAAAACCUUAGUAGUUACAGUUUUAUUAAAUUUUGUUGUUUUUAUUUUGGAGUCAAUAUGAUUAAUAUAAAUAUAUGUAUAGCAGGAAAAACAAACCAUGGGUGGUUUAAAGAUCCUGCAAGUGUUAUUUUCUUGUUUUUUGUUUUGGAAUAAUCUCAUCAAACAUACAAUAUAGUAUACUAUAUAUGUUUUUUUUUCUUUUUGUUGCUAAGAAAGCAAUUGUACAAAUUCACAGUAAAUACUGUUUUUGGUUUA
Messenger RNA from Solanum tuberosum (potato), 1222 nucleotides. RefSeq names its product auxin-responsive protein IAA4-like. Lineage: Eukaryota; Viridiplantae; Streptophyta; Magnoliopsida; Solanales; Solanaceae. The record is from RefSeq and is a predicted model, not a curated record. Gene Ontology annotation, cellular component: nucleus. Gene Ontology annotation, biological process: regulation of DNA-templated transcription. The coding region runs from base 224 to 811 and encodes 195 amino acids. The transcript has 3 exons.